GGCUCCAUAAAAAUUUUUACUUAUGUUGUUUGUUGCAAUACUUGAGGCAGCACACAACCAUAGUCAAAAAUGGCCGCUCCAAUGCUUGCUCCCCUGAGGCAGCGCUCCAGCAAGCUGGCAUGCUUGCUGUCUUCGAAGCGCUUCUUCUCUGCCCAGCCUCAGAAUGACCAGUUCCUUGCGGGCAAGGCCCUUUCUGGACGCGAGGAGGAGCAGGAGUCGCAGUCCCCAGCCCAGACGCGUGCGACCAUUGAGCAGACCCUGCAGUCUCGCACGUUCGCCCCGUUCGGUCUGACCUCUGCUGCCAAGCCCUCCACGUCUCCUUUCGACAUGCAGACCCGUCAAUUCAGCGCCCCCGUUCCCGCUGCUGCCAAGGAGGCCGCGCCCCCAGCCCCCGUCAACACCAAGGUGGAGAUUGUUAGCGCGCCCCCGGCCACCCUGAAUCCCGCCCAGGUCUACGAUGCCAUUGUUAACAUCGGCGCUUACAAGGUCGAUGCCCCCGCUUGGAAGACCUUCAUCCUGGGCUGCGCGGCCGGCUUCUACGUCUCCUUCGGCGGUACCUUCGCUUGCCAGGUGGCCGGCCAGAUCCCAGCCAUCGCCGCCGCCAACCCCGGCGUGCAGAAGCUCAUGUUUGCCGGUGUCUUCCCUCUGGGUCUGCUGCUGGUGAUGAUGUGCGGUUCUGAGCUCUUCACCGGCAACACCGCCUAUAUGACGGCCGCCAUCUACGAGGGCAAGGCCAAGAUCAACCACCUGAUUAAGAACUGGACUCUGUCGUACGCCGGCAACCUGGCGGGCAGUCUGUUUGUGGUGGCGCUGCUGUCGGCUAGCGGCGUGCUGGCGUACAACGCCAUGCCCGCCACCCUGGCGACGUUCAAGUGCGGCCUGCCGCUCAUGGAGGCCUUCACCCGUGGCAUUAUCUGCAACUGGAUGGUGUGCGCCGCCGUGUGGGUUGCCAUGUGCUCCAACACCCUCGCCGGCCGCAUCAUGGGCAUGUGGCCCCCGAUUAUGGGUUUCAUCCUCAUGGGUGGUGAGCACUCGGUGGCCAACAUGUUCUUCAUCCCCAUGGGCAUGGCCCUGGGCGCCCCCAUCACUUGGGACCAGUUUGUGUUCAACAACCUGCUGCCCGUGACUGCCGGCAACAUUGUGGGCGGUGCGUUCUUCAUGGCGACCACCUACUCGAUGGCGUUCGGCGGUCUGGGCAAGAAGUUCCAGAAGAAGAUUGACGCAGUGACCAAGGCGGCGGCCGCGCAGCAGAUUGAGAAGAAGUAAGGGGUCGAAGGGAAGGAGUGGAUGAAGGGCAUGUGUUGCCCAUGUGAUGGGGAUGGAGUGCUUUCUGCGUGUGCACAAACCCACAUACAUAAAGGCGCAUGUGGAAGUGCUCUUCUCCUUUUAAUGUUGCGACCGCGGUUCCACCUUGUGUCGCGCUUUUUUGGUGUGUUCAUGAAACAGAGCCUUGCGGCUUGGUCGGCUGUGUGUUUGCUAACUGGAACCUGCGACCUAACAGUUGUCCACUACUCCCAGCGAGCAUCAAACCUGCUCAGUUGCACUCUACAGGCUGUGCUCAUGUGAUCAUGCCUCCGGCUUAUUUCGUAUGUAUGCGUUCGUUGCGUGUGCCAUAUGUUGCAAUUGUGUUCAUUGAUCCGAAUUAGUGAUCGGAUUCAGGGAUUCAGUGAUUUGCAUGCUUUGGGAUGGCGGUGGUUUGGUUUCUUCCGCUCGCUAUGUAUUCGCGGUUAUGUGUAGCUUUACCGGAUGUCGAGGUAACUCGGAGGCAAUGCCAGUAUAGUGGCUGCAUUGCCAUGUUGACAGCUUCCAUUUUACCUGUCUAACUACCACCUGAGCAUGCUGGUGUUUUACAGGCCUUGACAUACCCUGGCCAUGCAAAUGUCUCGCGUUAAACCGUUGCUCGUUUGCAAGUCGUUCAAAAAGGGUGAAGGCUGUCGGCUCUCGGCAUACGGUCUCAGGAAAACCAUUCGAAUGUGUUUUGACCUCAAGUGAGCUCGUGAAUCCUGGCUGAACUCGUCAGGAGAGCGGUCUUGGCCACUGGCGGCUAUAGCCAUGUGGUCAAACAUUGUCGUAGCUGUGACGAUAUAGAUGAUAUUCUAGAUGUCUUUCUAGUGCCAACCCUUGGCGGCUGUAUAACGAGGUUAUAACAUCUCGCCUGCCUUGGGAGGACGGAGGAUGAUGUCUGCCCACUUGAGAAGGGGGCGUUUAUCGGCCAAGGGCACACGCGCCAUGUGUUUUGCCUUGUGAAGGCGAACUAUGGAAUGUAAAAUGUCCCGGUUGUUAC
Astrephomene gubernaculifera is the source of this 2284-nucleotide messenger RNA. Lineage: Eukaryota; Viridiplantae; Chlorophyta; Chlorophyceae; Chlamydomonadales; Astrephomenaceae. The record is from the annotation of a GenBank genome assembly.